AUGGAAGACAUGUGGGAUCUAUUUAGUCAAGUUAAAAUAAAUAUCCCAUUAGUCAAACUUAUUAAGGAGGUACCUUCUUAUGCUAAAUUUUUGAAGGAUUUGUGUGUUCAAAAACGCAAACUCCAAGCACACCUCCCUAAAAAUAUUGACUUAACCGAGCAUGCAAGUUCCAUAAUAUCAAAUAAACUUCCACCCAAGCUUAAGGAUCCCGGAGCACCUUUAAUUUCUAUUACCUUAGGUAAUAUUAAUAUCAAAAAGGCGCUCCUUGGUCUUGGAGCAAGUGUUAACAUAAUCCCAGGAAAUCUUUUUGAUCAACAUGACUUACGUACUUUGGAACAAACUGAUAUUAUUUUAUUAUUGGCCGAUAAAUCACCAAAAAUUCCCCGGGGUAUAUUAUCAGAUGUCAUCAUUAAGGUGGAAGAUUUUUAUUACCCAGUUGAUUUUCUUGUUCUUGACACUGAAAGCACCUAUAAAGAAAGUCAACCUUCUAUUAUUUUGGGUCGCCCGUUUUUGGCUACAAUAAAUGCAAAAAUUAAUUGUAGAACGGGUGUCAUGGAUAUCUCUUUUGGAAAUAGGAAACUUAGAAUUAAUAUUUUUAAUACGUUUCCUAACUCACCAUCAGAUUAUGAAUGUUAUCAUGUGGAUGUGGUUGAUGACUUAGUGCAUCAAUUCACUCCUAAAAUCUUACACCCCGAUCCAUUGAAGUUUUUUCUUUCUAAUGACAGGGACGAAGUUUUAGAAUAA
This is a messenger RNA of Lactuca sativa (garden lettuce), 744 nucleotides long. RefSeq lists its product as uncharacterized. NCBI's taxonomy places the organism in Eukaryota, Viridiplantae, Streptophyta, Magnoliopsida, Asterales, Asteraceae. The record is from RefSeq and is a predicted model, not a curated record.